Messenger RNA from Stegodyphus dumicola, 5141 nucleotides. RefSeq names its product Potassium channel modulatory factor 1 (gene Kcmf1). Lineage: Eukaryota; Metazoa; Arthropoda; Arachnida; Araneae; Eresidae. Gene Ontology annotation, molecular function: zinc ion binding. The record is from RefSeq and is a predicted model, not a curated record. Gene Ontology annotation, cellular component: plasma membrane. Gene Ontology annotation, biological process: synaptic signaling.
AGGUGUUAGCUGUGAUUCUUGCCUGAAGGGAAAUUUUAGAGGAAAACGGUAUAAAUGCCUUGUAUGCUAUGAUUAUGAUUUAUGUGCCACAUGUUAUGAAGCUGGAGCAUCCACUACUCGGCACAAUGCCGAUCAUCCCAUGCAGUGCAUCUUGACCAGAUCAGAUUUCGAUUUGUACUAUGGAGGAGAAGCAGCUUCUGUUGAGCACCCCCAGUCAUUUACUUGUCCAUUUUGUGGUCGAAUGGGACUGACAGAAUCUGCUUUGACUGAACAUGUUGCUGCUGAGCACUCUGAAUCUUCAGCUGAAAUUGUAUGUCCUGUUUGUGCUUCUCAACCUGGAGGGGAACCUAACCACAUGACAGAUGAUUUUUCAGCCCAUUUAGCACUUGAUCAUAGAAAUAGAGAUAUUGAUGAACCAGCUAGUUCUCGACAUGUCAGGAGGAUACCCCAUGCUGGAAGAGGAAUGAGUAGCAAUAGAGCACGUCGUUCUCAAAUGCAGUUUACGUCGGCUGGUGGAUUGGCAUCAUUAUCACCUAAUAGUAGAGAUUCAAUGGAUCCUAUUGCAGAACUUCUUUCUCAGCUGUCUUCUGUGCGGCGUUCAAAUCUUGCUCAAUCCAACACAACAUCACAGCUGCAACAACUUCAGAUGCAGCUGCAAAUGGAGCGACAACAAGCACAAGUAGCUCGGCAGCAGCUUGAACGGCUGCCUCGUCGUCAAGCAGCCACAACUAGCAUUUCUACUUCGGCCGGUGCAGGGGGUAGCAGUGCUCUGCAAACCCAUUAUACAGUCUCUCUUGAAACUUCUUCUAGUCCUUCAUCGGCAUCCUCUGGACCACAGUUCCUUUUAUCUAGAUGCACGGAUCCAGUCAUUAGUGAAGGUGAACAACAGGCAUUAGAAAUUGAGCAUGCCGAACGUAGUCUUUUUGUCCAAGAACUCUUACUCAAUACUUUAGGUGAACAAUUUAAUAAUGAAGAAUGGGACAGUCUUAUUAAAGUUAUUGAUCUGAAUUGGAAUGGUGAUGAAGUAAACCAUUGCUCUGAUGUCAAUGAUAAUCAUGGUCCUAAAAGGGGUCCGAUAAGUGCCAUACUGGAACCCGACUCCCAUUCUAUGCAGCCUACCAGUGUAGAAGAAGUUCGGCAAUCCCGCAAUAAUCCAGAACCGCCGGCCCAGCGCUCGAAUCCUCAAGGAAGAAUCCAUACUCGUGGGGCUGGAAAUAAUUAUAACAAUCCAAUUGGGAGAGGAGCUACUUCUCAGCGUGCAAACACUAGGGAAUCUCUUAGUGGGGGAGGACGACCAGUGGGUAGGACAACUAAUCGAGAGAGGGGUACCUCACCUUCAAGAAGGAAAGCUUUACGUCAAGUUGAUGAUAGAAAUAAAACUACGGAGCCGCCGCCGCCUCACUGAUAUUAAGAGCACUUUUUUCAGACUGUUGGACUGCCACUUUUCAUCGUGUUUAUGAGUAAAAGGACAUAAUUAGAACUUGGGAACUUGCUAUCUAAAAUAUUUGGAAUAAGAGAUUACAACAAUAUUCAUUUGGCAUGCUGUGGUUUAAUUUAUUUCAGCAUGCUACAUGUUUAAUGCAGAUAUGUCCAUAUGAAAUCCAGAAUAAGUAUUUAAAUAAACGUUAUGUUAUAAUUCUCCUUUUUCUCAUUGCUGAAGUAAAUAUUUUUGAGUGAAAACGGUUUGUUGCAGUAUAGUGAGAAUGUAUUUACAUACUUGUAAAGCCUUGUAUACUCUAAAUUAUAAAGUUAUGCUUUAAAAAUCAAAAAUAAACUCUAAAAAAUGCUUUAGUUCUCCAUUAAUGUGUGUUAAAAUGCUAUUAACUUAAUUAAUUACUGAAGCCCAGAAUAUUCUGAUUAUCUAAAGUUAUGAAUUUGCAUAUUUUUAAAAUCUGGUAUCUGAAUUUUAUAUAAAAAUUUUCAUUAGUCCUCCACUGCGUUUCGUAUGUCUAGCACUACUUGUUGCUGGGAUGUUUAUGUAAAUAUGUGUAUAGUUACUUGCAGCUGCAUAAAGAUAGCAAAUCACACUUUUUGUAAAAUUGUAGAAAUGUCUCAAAAUGCCCAAAGUAUUGUACUCUAUUUUAGAGUGAAGGUGUUAGAUUAUUUUAGGUUAGAAUCUGAAGUUGCUGAGAUCUCUUAACUCGUAUAUAUCAAUCAGUACUGUGAUAAUUAACUUGGAUAUAUAUGCCUUUACUGCAUUUUAUUCUUUUAAAUGAAAUCUAUGAGAAAAAUUUUACUAAUUUAAUAAAUUUUGCCCAUAUUUUCUCUGAAGGCUUUAUGUUCUAUUAAGAAUGUGGUUAAACAGUUAAGAUUUCGAUUUUGUUUAGCUAGUUCUAAUACUGCUCAUUAAUUUACAAUGUUCUAAUAUGGCUUAUUAAGAUGUUUUCUUCUUCUAAGAAAUACUUGUUGAAGCUUUGGAAAAAAGGCCCUGAUAGUUAAAAGGCCUCUGUUAUAUGUUACUAAAGCACAGUGUUAAUGAAUUACAUUGUGCUUUUUAUCUUUUCUUAUUAUUUUUUAAUAUUAAUGUUUUUGUUUCCUAAUUUUCACAUACUUCCUUCAUGGACUAAAUUAUGUAAUACAGUAAUUAAUAAUCUUUUCACUAACUCACAAAACUGUGACCACACUACAGGGUGUAAUAUUGUAAUUAAGAUUGUGUUUUCAAAGCAUUUGUGAUUUACUGUGUUGCCUAUAAUCUUACCCCUUUUCAAUAUCGAUAAGUUAACUACUUAUUCCAGAAAUGUGGAUCAGGCAAGCAAAAAUGUUGGCUUAACAUUUUAAAUUCUCAGACAUAUCAGGCAAUUUAAUAUACAUCUACCCUGUAUACUGCAUACUGAGUGAAAGCUUUGCAAUAAAAGGUCAAAAUGAUAACCAUUGAGUCCCACACACAGUAUAUUUUUAAUGAAACCUGUCGUUCUAAAAUAUAUUAGCUGAAGCCUAAAAUGUAUCAGCUUUUUCAAAUGUGUGUUUUUUUCUCAGCCAGUGAUAAGUUAGGCCAAGUGGGAAAUGGUGGUAGGGUCUAGCCAAAACAAUUGCAGCUUCUGAAACAUAAAAAGUGAAAUGAAUAUUCAUUAGCUUUUGUGUUGAUGCCAGAGAUCUUUACUAUGAAUUGCCACCACUAUGCUUUUUAAUAACAGAACAUAGAAGUGAGGUGAUUGCAAGUUACCAUCAGUUAUGUUAUUUAUAUGUGCAGCUUUAUCUGUGAUUUUUUUGGAUGGAGUUCUGGUAUUCAGUCUUCAUAUGCAGAUAUGAGCAAAUCAUAUUUGUAACAAUUUAUAAGAACUGUAAACUAUCUGUUAUGCUUGUGUGUUUUCUCCUCUCUCAUGUAUCACUUAUUUCACCUUUGAACAGUCUUAUGAGUAACAGUGAACCCACUGCAUUAUAUGAAUGCAGCUUUUUUUUUUUUUUUUUUCCGGCUGUUUGGUGCAUUCUGGCAGUUCAUUUUACCCUGCUAAAAUAUUUAUAUCAUUAUCAUGUUUGAUUUUUUUUAUAAAUAAGCCAUAUAUAUCAUCAUUUUACAGGUCUUUAUUUUCAGGAAGCUUUAUACAUUAAUUUGAUUUUUUUAUGUUUCUGUAAUAUGUACUAUAAUUGUUGUGUUGGCAUAAUCAUAAUUUUGAAUUUCACUUAUAAUUUUAGCAUUCAGAGUUUAAAUUAAUAGAACACAUUUCCUCAUAUGUUUGGAGGAUAUGAAGAUACAUUUUUAAAAAGCAUUUUGAAACAUCUGAAAGAUGCAUAUUUGAUUACAAUUUUUUCCCCAUCAAAAUUCCAUUUUUUUUUUAAACUGAGACUUAACUCAUUUUCUAUUUUUCUUCAUAACGAACAUUUUUGUUAGUGUGCUGCAGAAAAUGAUAGAUACUAUUAUACAAAACCUAUGGCUGCAUAUCUGUAAAAAAUCACUGCCAAGUAAAAUGUAAUAGGCAGUUUUUUAAAGCAUAGAAGGGAUUGAUUAUUGGUCAAUAAUUUUAUUCCAAAAUAUUUUAUUUUCUGUUUUUUCUUAAGUUUUAGGCUGUUGUAAUUUAGUUGACUGUUCUUAUUUGUAUCUGAAACACAAACACUAAAGAAGCAACGUUAUGAUUAGUAAAAAAUAAUUGCCUUCAUGAAUUUCUGCUAAACUGUUUUAUGGUUGUUCUUGCCUCCUUUGAAGGAUCUUAGGUUAGUGGUGGUUUUAAAGAUCAGCUGCUUUGUAAAAACAAGACAUAUUAUUGAAGCAGUCCAAAUGUUUAAAAAGAUAUUUUCAUGAAGUAUUUAAAAAAAAGCAUGUGUACAGAGUGGCUGUCUCACAUUUGUAAAUGGUUAAUUUUUGCAGUUUUCAGUGAGAUUGGCAUGUUUACAGUUAUCAUUUCAUAUUAGAAAUCCAUUUCUUCUUGAUAGUAUAGUAUGCUGCUGAAUUCCUUCUUAUUGGUUCCUGUUUUAGGAGAAAGGCAUAGUCUUCAAACCACAUGCAUUUGGUAAUUCCAGUUAGUUUGUGUAGUAUGUACUGGUCAAAUAAUUUUAUGUAACCACUGGCAAGACAGUUGAGUAAUGAACAUUGUUUUAUUCAACUUCUAUGUUAAUUUUUUAUGUUGUUUCACUUGGAUAAGUUUAAUAAUCUGUUGCAUCGUGUGGUACAUGAAUUUCUUUCGCAACUUUGUAUCAGUGCAAAGUGGUAGUCUGCAAUAGUGUGGCUGCAAAUAACAUUUAACUUAAUUAUUAAAUUAAUAAGUAACUUUGGUCAUAGUAAUUCCUGUUUUUUCAGGUAUUAUUUCAUAUUAAUAUUUGGUAAAAAAAUAUGAAUUUUGCGUGUUUCAUAAAACUACUUUUUAACCAUGUUUCGCAUAAAAUAUUAGUUAAAUGGAAUUAUGUGUCAUUUGAAAAUAUUUGAAAUAAAAAAAAAAAAAAAAAAAAAAAAAAAGAUCCUGAAAGUUGCUCUGUGUAUGAAAUUAAGUUUCUGAAUAGAAUUUUUGUGAGACUUUUAUCAAAAUCAGACUAAGGAUUUGUGAAUGAAAAAGUAAUAUCCUUGUCUCCAAGAGUUUUCUGAAAAUUUAUGUAAAAUUGAAUGCUAAUUAACAAUAUCGUAAUGCAGUCUUUGGGCUCAUCGCAUUUCUGACAUAAAAGUGAGUAUUGUAGAAUUUUAUUAUCUUAAUUAAAGUAAAAUUCUGAAUUUA